Pelagomonas calceolata is the source of this 618-nucleotide messenger RNA. NCBI's taxonomy places the organism in Eukaryota, Pelagophyceae, Pelagomonadales, Pelagomonadaceae. The record is from the annotation of a GenBank genome assembly.
AUGAAAGCAGUGACCCUUGUCCAAGUUCACCCGCGCCAGCCGUCAAAACGCACGCGAAAUUACUGCCACAGGGCCACAACCAGACCAAAACACCUGAGACAACGACAGAAAGUCGUGACUCUGCCAGUCGUCGCGCUAUGCAUGCUCGUGAGCGUCGUCUUCUUCAGCAUCGGCUGGACCAUCGCGGGGAUUUCGGUGCGCGGCUCGUGGCAAGAUGAUGUCGAGGCGCUAACGUUCUUACGCGACUCAUCGAUCGAGCUAAAUGAUUAUUUUGGAGAUUCCGAGGACCCGAGCAAGUGGACAGGUGUCGCCGUGAACAAUGGGCGCGUGACGGGCCUCACAUUAGAAAAGUGUUCAAGGAUUGAUGGACUGGACGCCAUCGGCUCGAUCGAGGAACUGGAGUCUAUGUCCUGGUGCACGAAACUUGUCGCGCUUCCGGAAGCGGUGCGCGGACUCAACGCGCUCGAGGAGCUAUACUUUGUGGAACCCGCCAAUGGCAACACCGCCACCGAAGAGGCCGAGCCGACCGCCCUGCCGUGCUUUGGUAGUGGCUCCGGGGAUACGCCAUCGUCGCCUUGUCCUGAACCCAGCAGUCGGAACCUCCGCGGCCGCCGCUGA